Molecule: messenger RNA, 2085 nt
Organism: Acanthaster planci (crown-of-thorns starfish)
Lineage: Eukaryota; Metazoa; Echinodermata; Asteroidea; Valvatida; Acanthasteridae
Source: RefSeq, a predicted model, not a curated record
AAACGCCCGUGCAAUGCUACCGGUACCGUAGUUAUGGCGUCUCCCCGAAUUAGUCUAUAUAAAUGAAUGUAGCGACAGCGAUUCAACAGGUUUGUCUAUAAUUAGCAGGGUUUUACGCAGUGCACGUGACAGGAGCCAUUGCAUUGUUGAACUUUGUACCGAAAUGCCGCACUCGUAUACCAGUGUUCAUACUCAACCUGCACAACAUUCUAGGCCCAUCCUACUCUUCCACACUAAAUCAUGUGAAACUGAAUGGCAGGGUUGGACCUUUCUAGGCGAGAUCGUUGUGUAUUUGACCAACAAACUGGAGCGGUGUCCCACAUAUGAGGGUAGGCCUCGUGUAUCUGUAAUCUGAAGUAAGUUGGACGUUGAUUGUAGUCGUCACCCCGGCCACUGCAACACAACGUGCGUGUUUUCAGGUACCGUAUUCUGUGCAAAUUAUACCGCGCAGCAGCAAUGACAGAUGAACUUCAACGAGUGUUUCUAUGGGGCGUUUCUCGCAGCAUGUCAACGGCGGUGCUGAAGUGUCUGAGCUACGUCGAUGGGAUUCAAAUUGUGAACCAACCCUACGCCACUGCCUUCUACCAUGGAUCCCAUGCGACGCGACCAGAGCCUGAUCCAAAUGACAAACUUUUGAACAAAGUUCUUGCACUACGUGAGAAAAUAGCUGAAAAGGGCGAAAAGGCAGAAGGGGAAGGAAUUGCUCCGUCUUUCUUGUCACUUCAGGGGAUCCGAGAUGAGAUCUUACAAGCCCAUUAUCCUGACAAGAAAGUCCUACUUUGUCGAGAUCAGGCACACUACCUCAACGGCCAGUAUGACUUGCUGCCUUGCGGAUUCAAGUACAGCUUCCUCAUUCGCCACCCUUACAAGGUGUUUCGCUCUUGGAAGAAGCACCUCACUGCUGUAGUGGGCGAUUCUCCCGACAUGCGUGCCUUGCCUUCACUGAUCUUUCCUCCAGGAAGGGGCUUCAAAGAGCUCUUCGAGUUGGUGCAAUACGUCAAGGAGAACAUCGACCCUCAUCCGGCCAUCCUGGACGCCGACGAUCUUCUGGAGGAUCCGGCAGGGCUCUUGUCCACUUACUGCGCUAGGAUGGGAAUCCCGUACGCCAGCAAGCUCCUGUUUUGGGACCCUGGUGAUGAAAUCACCAACACGUGGAUCAUGAGUAAGUCUGUGUCAGUGUCGAACGGUUCUUUUGGCUUCUACAAGCAUGCUUUUGAGAGCGAAAAAUUCGACAAACCAACACCUGUCCCAGAUCCAGCCAGUCUCCCGGCAGAUGUGCGGGCCUGCGCUGAGAUGAGCAUGAUGUAUUACGAGAAUUUGCACCGUGAGAGAAUCGUAGCAUCCGUAUAGAGCGAAGUUUGACCGGUGAAGGAAUGCCGGUGGAGUGACAGUCCGGAAAAAAGAAAUUUGCAAAGCCGUGUAACCCUCGACUUUGCCUGUGUUUCUGAUUUUGUAUAUAUAAAAAAGUAAGAUUUGGUAAUUAGAAACAUAGACAACGACUUGUAGCAAGUCCGCUAAUCUUCACAAAAGAAUAUAAUUACUUUUCAUGCUUUAAGAAACAGCAACGCCGGUCUAUUAUGCGUACAAUGCAGAUCGGCCAGACAAAUACAGGUCGCUGAAGUUUUAGGACAGUUGACUUAGAAGAACAAUGUAAUCGGAUUUUCAUGUUACCAUGACAGUCCAACUCCGCUGUAAUACUUAAAGAGAGAGAUGACAGCCUUUUGCAUUUUACUCUAAUGACGAUUUCCACGCCUUUUAACCAAGGCAGAAGUGGAGUAUUCUUCACAGCUUUGUGUAUUAUGUAUCACACUCUUUUUUGUACUUGAAGUAAGUUUCAAUUAAUACUUGGUUUUCAAAUUACCAGUUCUUGAAAGCAUUGUUGGUGGGAGAUUUUGAAGGAUUGACCUUUGUCAUGUUCUUAUGCUCUUUUGACAAGGAGUGCCUCGUGUGGCAUUAACAUAGCGCCCUCGUACACACGUUUAUGAAAGCAUUUCCUUAUAACUGAAAAAACUAACACUUUCUUUUCCUUUCCAAAGGAAAAAGUAUUUACAUAUUGUUUACAUUGUUAUAAAAUAAAGUAUAAGC